AUGUGUAAUAUAAAUCAGCCUCAGCCUAAUGAAGAUGUAAAUACUUUUGAGCCGGACACAUAUAAAAACAGACGUGUGGAACUUUAUACAGAAGACAAAGGUCCUAAAUGGUACAAUGUAGUCGGUAAUAUUGUGACACCUCCAAUAAUUUCAAAGAACCUUCCGGAAGCAUUUAAGUUUAUGCCUGUACAUGGAGUACCUAAAAAAGGAACAGAUAUAGAUGACUUUUAUAAGACGAAAGUUAGAGAAUUUGUAGGUUGCGAUUUAGGCGAUGAUGAAUUCAACAAACUCGCAAGCUACUGCAGUCCAAUGCAUUUGAAAACCGGAACAGAAUUGGUAAUGUCCACAAAUUAUCCCACACAAGGUCCAUUGCCAAAUAACAAAGUAAAUAAUUUAGAUUUAGACGAUUCAGAAAACAAUCUCUGCAUUGUUAAGAAGUUGAAGCUUCGCCUCGACAAAGAUGUCAACAAUCACUAUACAAGAAGGCUUAAGUAUAGAGGAGUCCGUGUUAUACCACCUGUACAGAGUGAUGAUUAUAAAAUACCCUUGUCACCUUUGGAGCCUGGCAAGGAUAUUGUAUUCCACAUCAGGGUGUAUCGGCCGUUCUAUUGCAAUGGAAAAUAUCGAAAUAACACCCGUCAUUCAGUAUUCAGUCACGAUAUACUGAUGCUGGGCAAACAGAAGCUGACGGAACUGAGAGAUCGUAUUGUGUGUGCCAACGACAUGGGUAUGAGGAUAGACGUCUCAGAGAACCCCGAUGACCAACCCUCUACUUCUGCUAAGGAAGUGUUCCCAUCUGGUUUCCUGUUCAUAAACAACGUGUUCUACGUGGACACGCGCAAGGGCUGCGCGGACCAUUCUAAGAUCAUACGCGAGUGGGCUUCCAAGAGGGGUCUGGGGGACUUCCCACAUAGAGACAUGGCGCAGGUGUCUCUUGAUGAGAUCGUUGUUAGGCUUGGGCAUCCCGAGGUGUACGUGCACCAGGGCCGCUGCGAGCACGCGCUGACGCUGUCGGCGCUGCGCCUGCUGCGCGCGGCCGAGGCGCGCGCGCGCUUCCCGGCGCACGGCGCGCUGUCGCACAACCAGACCGUGUACUGCGCCACGUGCGCGGAGUUCGGCGCGCGCUGGAUCGUGGCGGGCUGCGCGCAAGUGCCCUUCGACCCCGCCUUCUUCUGCGACACGUGCCUGCGCCUCUACCUCUACCGCGACGGCCGCAAGGUGUGCCCCUUCCGCGCCUACUGCUACCGCGGCAACGAGCUCAACCUGCUCAAGCCGCCCACGUGAGCUGCAACCGCGUGACACGCCCGGCGUGCCCGACCCGCCCGGUGUGCCACGUGUCGCGGCGCUGCGUCGUUGUUGUCUGCUAGUACCUCUUCUACAGCGGCCGCAAGCUGACGUGUCAUGUGCGUC
Melitaea cinxia (Glanville fritillary) is the source of this 1410-nucleotide messenger RNA. RefSeq names its product snRNA-activating protein complex subunit 3 (gene Pbp49). Gene Ontology annotation, cellular component: snRNA-activating protein complex. The coding region runs from base 1 to 1284 and encodes 427 amino acids. The transcript has 6 exons. Gene Ontology annotation, biological process: snRNA transcription by RNA polymerase III; snRNA transcription by RNA polymerase II. Lineage: Eukaryota; Metazoa; Arthropoda; Insecta; Lepidoptera; Nymphalidae. Gene Ontology annotation, molecular function: bent DNA binding; RNA polymerase III type 3 promoter sequence-specific DNA binding; core promoter sequence-specific DNA binding. The record is from RefSeq and is a predicted model, not a curated record.